UGCGUUCUCUCCGCCGAUUUAGUCGGACGUCAAUGUACUUGUUGAUAUCUAUCAUCGAUAGUGAUCCGCUUUUCGUUCAAACAGCAUUUUUCAAAGUUAUUAUAUUUUUAUCAAAACACUGUUUGAUGAGUGUCGGCUGGAAACGCACCGAUUCGGGCGGGUAUGAGUGCUUCCUAGAGUAUGAAAAAACCAGCAACAUGGGCUGUGUGGAAUAUGCCGCUACUUUUGGCUCUGUGGUGCUUCUAAUCCUCACUCUCCCAUUUUCACUGUUCUGGUGCUUCAAGGUUGUCCAGGAAUACGAACGAGCCGUUAUUUUUCGUCUAGGACGACUUCGCACCGGUGGUGCUCGAGGCCCUGGCAUUUUUUUCAUUCUUCCAUGUGUUGAUAGUUAUUGUAAGGUUGAUUUACGGACGGUUUCAUUCGAUGUUCCACCACAAGAAGCCUUAACUAAAGACUCAGUCACGGUCACAGUGGACGCUGUUGUCUAUUACCGCAUUCAGGACCCUUUAAACGCAGUCACGAAAGUCACAAACUACAGCAAUUCGACCCGACUUUUGGCAAUGACGACGCUCCGUAACAUUCUUGGAACGCGCAAUUUGGCCGAAAUUCUUUCAGAUCGUGAGGCGAUUUCGCACGCUAUGCAAACAAAUCUUGACGUGGCGACGGAUCCGUGGGGCGUUAAGGUCGAACGGGUCGAAAUAAAGGACGUUUCUUUGCCCCAACAGCUACAGCGGGCCAUGGCGGCUGAAGCUGAAGCUUCGCGCGAAGCUCGAGCUAAAGUGAUCGCAGCUGAAGGUGAAAUGAAAGCUUCGCGGGCUUUGAAAGAAGCGGCCGAUGUUAUAAAUGAAUCACCGGCGGCGUUACAAUUGAGGUAUUUACAAACGUUGAAUAACAUUUCCGCUGAGAAAAACUCCACGAUCAUAUUUCCCCUGCCCAUCGAUUUGAUCAGCUAUUUCCUAAACUACAACAAUGGGACUAACGGGAGCCAAAUCAUUUAAUUCAUUGUUACAAUAACGCAAUUUUUAAUAAACGUCAGUCAAUUUUGUCAUGAGAAA
Molecule: messenger RNA, 1055 nt
Organism: Tribolium castaneum (red flour beetle)
Lineage: Eukaryota; Metazoa; Arthropoda; Insecta; Coleoptera; Tenebrionidae
Product: band 7 protein AGAP004871
Exons: 7
Coding region: 33-998 (321 amino acids)
Cellular component (GO): plasma membrane
Source: RefSeq, a predicted model, not a curated record